AUGUUGUUGUGUCAUACCCAAACCAUUCCAGAACUGGAAGUUAUCGUUCCAGUUCCAAGUUCGAAUAGUUCUUUAGGCUCGAAAAAAGCCCGGUCAAACAGUUUAGAGUCGGUUGCAUCGAAUCCCAAACGUACCCGUGCUUUGAUUUAUGAAAAUACAGACAAACCCAAACUAGUUUCUUCAGUUUCAAUUAGAUCGAGUUUUUCCAUUCCUAAUCAGUUGGAUAUUUCUAUUGAUGUUGCAACUUUGAAAGAUUACAGACGUGUUGCAAAAACUUUGUUGAUGGCAUUUGAAGACGAUCCAUUUACUAAUUUCAUUCUUAAUACAACAAAGUACACCAAAUCAAAUACUUCAGAAAGUACUUAUAAGAAAAAGAAAUUAGAUUUGAUGUUAUCAUAUUUUGAAUACACUGCUUAUGAUUGUUUAUCUACUGAAGGUACUGUGUUUGUUAUCAAGGAUAAUAAUUUUGAAAAAUCAUUAUCAGAUUUUGAUAUCAAAAACUUGGAUAAAUUUCCAUUUUUAGGUGUUGCUUUAUGGAAUCAAAUAUAUGGAGCUAAAAUUAGUGAUUCAAGUUCUGGGUCAGACUCCGAUUACGAUGAUGAAGAUUAUUUCGCUCCUGAAUCAAAUUCCAUAUUUAAUAAAUCAGUGGUGAAAUUCAAUCUAAAAGCUGUUAAAGGUCGUUGUCGUUUCAAAGUUUUCAAAGAUAAAUUGCCAUAUUUAAUAAAAGUUCGUAAUGAAAUAUUAAUAAAAGAGUUGUUAUGUCGUGAAGAUGACGAUCAUCAUUUCCCUUGUGAUGUGGAUAUUUGGUACCUUGGUGAUAUUGCAACUUUACCAUCCAUGAGAGGUAAAGGUUUGGGUCGAAUUUUAAUGGAUUAUGCCAAAACCCAAUUCUUACGGGAUAAUCCAAAAAGUUAUAUGUAUUUAGAAAGUUCCAACCCUGUGAAUCGAAAAUUUUAUCUAAAAAUGGGUUAUACAUUAAUGAAAAGUUAUUCAAUUAGAGAUAAUAAGUAUGUUGACCUGGAAAAGAUAUUACACCUGGAUCCCAAAAAUAAAGCUGUGAAUAUGGAUGCAUUAUUAUAUUUCCCAUGA
Candida dubliniensis CD36 is the source of this 1089-nucleotide messenger RNA. RefSeq lists its product as uncharacterized. The record is from RefSeq and is a predicted model, not a curated record. Gene Ontology annotation, molecular function: acyltransferase activity, transferring groups other than amino-acyl groups. NCBI's taxonomy places the organism in Eukaryota, Fungi, Ascomycota, Pichiomycetes, Serinales, Debaryomycetaceae. The transcript has a single exon. The coding region runs from base 1 to 1089 and encodes 362 amino acids.